Messenger RNA from Penicillium alfredii, 1902 nucleotides. RefSeq names its product putative C6 transcription factor. The transcript has a single exon. Lineage: Eukaryota; Fungi; Ascomycota; Eurotiomycetes; Eurotiales; Aspergillaceae. Gene Ontology annotation, cellular component: nucleus. Gene Ontology annotation, molecular function: zinc ion binding; DNA-binding transcription factor activity, RNA polymerase II-specific; RNA polymerase II cis-regulatory region sequence-specific DNA binding. The record is from RefSeq and is a predicted model, not a curated record. Bases 1 to 1902 code for a protein of 633 amino acids. Gene Ontology annotation, biological process: DNA-templated transcription; positive regulation of transcription from RNA polymerase II promoter by galactose.
AUGCUGCUCAGCGAGCGCAUUGUGCCAUCUCCACAAAGAGAGACCGCCAUGGACCGGCUGCUAAAUUCUUUGGAAGACCGCGGCAUGAAUUUAGAUCAGCAGGCCAGGGUCGAGAAGGAAGGGACCGCUCCUGUGCCCAAGGUGGCGCGACUUCUGCGCGACGGCCAGGGCAAAUUCAUGUACAUUGGUGAUUCGGCGAGUCUGUCUUUCCUGCAGAGUGUUCGUCGGAUCGUCUCUUCAUCUAUCGGCCGGUGCGACUUCACCGAAGACAACUCGCGACAUUCCAUGCUCGAGGCCUUCCAGAAUAAUCCGAAUACUCAGCCUGGUCCCCUCGUUCCGCCUCCCAGUAACGAUGAAGCUCAACGGUUAGCCCGUCAGUACAUGCUUGCCACAAGUCCCUUGCUGGAUCUGUUCGACCUGGAAGAGUUUCACCCGCGGCUAGCCAAUUGGGUAGGAAACCCAACUGGGGACGAAGACACCGUCAGCUCCAUGUUCUAUCUGGUUCUGGCCAUUGGCGCGCAGGUCUCCGAUAUAAACCAAACAUUGGCAGAGCAAUACUUCGGCAGUGGUCGCCAAUUGGCGUUUUCAGCAUUCCAAGAAACUCCCAGUAUUCACACCAUCCAGUCUUACGUCCUGGUCUCCAUGUACAUGCUCGGUGCAUGUAGGCGCAACGGUGCCUUUAUGAAUCUUGGUAUCGCUUUACGUGCUGCAUACGCAGUAGGAAUUCAUCGGAAAGACGCGAAUGCACUCUUUUGUGGACACGAGCGACGAGCCAGGGAGCGGGUGUGGAAGAGUCUCCGAAUGAUGGAUUUGUUUCUGAGUGCCUCUUUAGGACGUCCACCAGCUACAUCGGACUAUGACCAUGACAUCCGUGACGAUGCUCUCCCAUCUGCAGAGCAACAGCGACAUUUGACGCCGCAGCAACAACUGUCGAUUGCAGUGAUAUCGCUGUGUCGCAUCUUCGAGCGCAUCUUGACCGACGUCUAUAUGAAGCAAGUCAUCUCAAUCCAUGUCGCAGAAGCCAUCUCAAACCAGCAUCGCGCCUGGGUUCGUACUUUGCCCGCGAUCCUCAAAAUGCAGACCGAGCGACUUGACAAUAGAACCAUGGAGAGCGGUCUCGCUGCAGCUCAUGUGUUCGGGUCUUAUUACUGGUCAAUAAUUCUUCUGACACGCCCAUUCCUUAUCUACCGCGUCGCACAGUACGUCAAGGGCAAGACUGACUCAUCGGCUUCUUCCGAGUCUCGAAGCGGCAGCUCUCGUAUUGCCCUGUUCGCCGAUGCAUGUGUCUAUUCGGCACUCCGAGGUCUCGACGCUGUUGAUGAUCUGGGCCGUUUUGCGUCUCUUCCCCGCCGACUUCCCUUUCUGAUCAACUCCGUCUUUAAUUCUGCCAUCGUUCUUGGUGCUGCAUUCUUCGCCGAUUACGACAACCUCUUGCCUCUUCAAGAGGGAAUGAACCAGGCGGAGCGAUUCUUAGGGCUGUUUGUCCCGCACGAUCCUCAUGCAUGCCGCUUCCUCCAAAUCGUCAAAUACCUUCGUGCGGCUGUCGCCGAGUACAUCCAAAGACGAAACCGCCAAUGGAUGGAACGCCGCAGCCGGCAGGUCGACCAACUCUUCGGCCAAGUCGGUGCUUCCGAUGGUCCCACUCCCCCUCCAUGGCCCCUGGUCCGGGCCGUGAUAUCCCUUCCAUCGGCCGACUUGUCGAACACCCCCAAUCUGCGCCCGUGCCUUCUCCCACCUCCCCCGAAAAGCCGCCUGGAGGUACCCCCUCCUCCUACCUCACAGCCCAACCCCCGGCAAUAUCUGCUGGCCCUCCACCACCUGGAAAUGAUGUAUGGGAUGCGUUAUGCCAUGGGCCCGAAUCAGGAGCAGCUCUAUCUUAUGACGCUGCCAUCUCUGCUCUGA